Messenger RNA from Ruditapes philippinarum (Manila clam), 4732 nucleotides. RefSeq lists its product as uncharacterized. The coding region runs from base 115 to 4266 and encodes 1383 amino acids. NCBI's taxonomy places the organism in Eukaryota, Metazoa, Mollusca, Bivalvia, Venerida, Veneridae. The record is from RefSeq and is a predicted model, not a curated record. The transcript is spliced from 30 exons.
CAUACUUUUAAAUUCACGUGUGUAUGAAAAACGACUGUAUUAUAACAGAAUAUUGUUGAAAUAACAAUUUUGUGUACAAUUUUGGAAUAAACUUUCGUGGAUAAUUGGAUUAAAAUGUAUCAAUUUACUGGAAUAUUUGUCUUCCUCAUAUAUACUGUGUAUGGACAACAAACACCUUACUGCACGAAAUUCACCGGUACAGCAAGUCCGAACGAUCCUACAUUACCGGACCUGCCAGAUCAGUUCCAGACGACAAUAGAGGCGAAUUUCGUCAUCAAAGGAUACACAAUAACUGCGUAUGAAUAUUUUGACAAUCCUGGUAACCGAGCGGCGAUGAGAGCAAAUAAAAAUAAUACAGACAAUAUAUCAUUAUUUGAUUAUACAAAUAAUCAAUUAACAUUCAUUAAUGGAAAUUCAUGUCAAGUAAAGAAUCUCACCACGGAUCCAACAGACGUGUAUUUUGGCAGUUUUUCAAAAGGUGGAAUUCCUCCUCAUAUUCUUAACUCUAGAGGAGCCCUACAUUUUCUAAAAUCAUCUGGACAGCAAUACAUGGGAAAAGAUGUAGUUCGAGGUAUCAGCGUUGAUCAUUGGAGAUCAUGUAUAUACUGGCCACAGAUUCGAGCCAACUUUACCCUAGACUACUAUUUCACGGUUCAAGAAUGGAAAGACGCUAUAGCAUAUCCUAGAAUUCCAGUUCGAGCUUAUGUCAAGGGAGUGACUGAAGAUUUUACAGGGGCGGUGUCACAUGUUGAACAUUACUAUGAUUAUGUUGACUUUAGAACAGAAAUUGCUGACUUGACAGUUUUUGAAGUCUGGUAUGACAGAACAAAGAACAUAGUUAGGAGUGACAUGAGGCUACCAGUAGCACGUGCAGGGUUAGCUCAAAACACGCUUGUAUCUAUAAUAGACGAUUACAAUUAUGGUAUUGCUUACAUAGUAGACAAAGUCAAAGGCAACUGUCAUGUGACUGGUAUAUCUGAAACAGAAAUGACGUCAGAUUUCAAUCAAACGGCUGCUGGAAUGGACAAUCUCUGGUUUGCAUUAACAUUAAAAGGACCAAGAGAAAUUCUCGGUUUGGAUGGUAAUUUCACAUACAUAGGAAAGAGAACUGUACGAGGACUAUCUUGUAACGUGUUCACGGGUAUAAGACCACUCGGCGGUGGUAUAAUGGCUACCUAUGAAUAUUAUACUCUUGUGGAUGGUUUUGACUUCUAUCCUGAUGACGAUCCAGUUGUCUCUCACAAUAUACCCUUACAGCUGACCAUUACAAAUGAAACGUUGGGUAUAAGAAUUAUCCAGACCAUCACGGCAUUCAGCGAGGUCCAUCCGGACUUAUCUUUGUUUGACAUAAGUUCAUGUUAUCCCGAGAAUGCCAGUGUCUCUUUCAGCAUCAAAUUUGAAGGGAAGUUUAAUCCAGGGCUUCGAGAUGAGAUUAUACGAGAAGCCCACAGCAAAAUGGCGGCUGAAAUGAAUGUAUCUCCACUCAGGGUACAGAACGUACUCAUUAACUAUGACAAUUCGUUUGUAUACGUUGCAGCAAAAUUACUGGACGUGCCUCCUGUACUCAAACAGUUUACAAUGUAUCAAAACUUUACUUCACGUUCAUUGAAUGAUCUCAGUUAUCCAUCAAGUGUUGUAGCCUCUCCGACAUUGUGCGCGGCAUACUGUGUUGCAAACACGAAUUUCACGUGCAACAGUUUUGAUUUCUGUGCUGAUUCAAACCAUGCUUGCCGCCUAAGUAAAAGUCAUUCUGAUGGAAGAAAUACGCUAUCAAAUGGUGUUUUGUGUACACACUAUUCUAGAACCGUCGAUGGUCAUUCUAUGACAGAAGUAGAGUUUGAAGCCGCCUACAAGAGUUUAAGGACUGCUGUAUACGGAGGUCAGUUACAGAUACAGACAUUUCUACCAUACUUGAAAACUCCUAUAUACUUUACUGCAGUCGACAUAUCAAUAUCGUACGGCAAGUAUAUUCAUUUCUUUCUUUGUCAUGUCCUUAACAUUGUUCCAACAAUAAUGAAUGAUUUCAUAGUUUUUAAAUUACCAUUUAAAAUUUAUUAUGCAACAGGACGGCUUUAUUACCAGGGUGUUCCACAAUUCACGGGUCAGUUUUCCUACCACCUAGAAUCAAAAACACCGUAUUCUGAAACAAUAUUCAAUUCACAUAUAUGGUACGACUAUGAAUAUAAACUGGUGCGAUAUGAUUUGGUUGAUAAUGGUCCUGUUUCAAAAAUACACGAUUAUAACUCAGGUAUAGCUUAUGUUAUAAACAAGAACACCCUUAAAUGUCAGGUAUCUCCAAUUAAUGACAGAUCGUUCGAUGUUCAAGCACCAUCAUCAAAACAGAUAAAUCGUACAGGAUAUGUUCUUCAGAUCAAAAACCCCAUACAACUAUUUGACCUCUCACAAAACUUCGUAUAUGCUGGACAGAAAACUAUAAGAGGUAUUUUAUGUGAUGUUUACGAAAAUGUCGGAAAGUUCAGUUUUGGUGAAGGUACGAGCAAACAAGCAGUCGUACAGUUCUAUUUUAUGGCACAAACAUGGCAAGAAAUGUCUGAAAACUCAGGCCAAGCUGUCUCUACGCAACCUGUUAGUUUAGUUGCAACAUCAACAGAUUCAAUGUCAACGAUACAUUAUGAUGUAAUCGACUUCAAUGAGCAGCAUCCAGAUUUAUCCAACUUCAACAUUCAGCCAUGUUUCCCUGCUGAUCAACAGAGACAUAUUCUUCUUCAGUUUAACCAGUCUUACCACCCUACAUUAGACACACAUCUUGCUGAGUUUAUAAAGAACGUUCAGAUGCAACUGUCAGUAUUGACUGGUGUAUCACCACUGAGGUUCCAAAAUCCCCAGGUCUCCUUUGACGGUCCAAAUACAUUCUAUAUUGCCACUAUGGUAGAACAGUCUCCAUCUUUAUUGGAUUUCACUAAGAUUAGUCAAAGAGUGGGUGUUUAUAGUAUGGAUGCCACGUACGUUGAUGUGUUGAGCGAUUUACAAUGUGCUGAUAUGUGCAGGAAUAUGACUGGGUUUGUUUGUCUAAGUUUUGAUUAUUGUCCCUCAACCAAACAAUGCCAAUUGAGCAAACGCCGAACACCAGAUGGACAAUUGUUGAAGAAGAAAGCUUCGUGUGACCAUUAUUCUAAAACUGUGGAAUCAUCGACGAGUCCAGAACCUACGACAGAUCAAGCAAUUACAAUGUUACAAGACAGGAUAGCUCACGGUAAUCUUGUGGUCAACAUCCAAGUGGAUACAAAAACGACGGUCAAAUACUCGGCACUUUACUUUUCAAGGAAUAUAUUUCGUUAUGACAGCGGAAAGGAAAACAGUGAAACAUUAACUCAUUUUAACCGUAUUGAUAAGAGAGCAAUUCAUAUACGAAAUAAUCCAUCAGCCAGAUGGGUUCGCUACCUUCCGGUCAGUGUAGACGACUGUGCAACAAAAUGUCUAACUUAUGCAGCAUACGAGUGUGAAUCGUUUUCUUAUUGUUCUGAAAUGGGAUUGUGUUUAAUAAGCGACCUUUACCCUGGAGAUAAUACAACUGCGUUUGAAGACAGUCCUAUAUGUAACCUUUAUUCGAGGAAAUAUUUAGACAGAUACAUCCUCUCAAAGGGCACGAUCUCAAAUCUUGGAAACGUCGUGAAACAAUCAAAUGUUGGAAACCCGGAUACAUGCGCUCAAAAAUGUUAUAAAAGUGGGAACAAUACAUGUAAUUCAUUUGACUUCUGUGAAAGUACAAAAUCCUGUUAUUUGUCACGUGAUCGAAAGAUAACAACAUCUGUGUCUUCAUCUACUGCAGAUUCUUCUUGCUAUCACUAUUCAAGAAAAUAUUUGUUUGAUUUUAUAAUAUCACCAGACAAACAUUUGCCCUAUGGACCUACUGUUUUCUUUUCAAAUACAAGCGUAGACGACUGUGCUAAACUUUGCGUAGAUGACUACGGAUUGACAUGUAGAUCAUUCAUGUUUUGUGGACAUAGUACUUGCAAUAUAUUUUCUGUAAAUAAUAGAAACGUGCAAUCUCAGAUAUCAUCGAACGCCGUGUGCGACACUUACACGAGGCAUUUAUCAUAUGUCGGUCCAUCAUCAAAUGUUGCAUCAGCACAAAUACAGAAUGGAUUUAGUUCAGGUUCCAUGGCAGCUGUUGCGUUCGGUGCUUUAAUCCCUGGAAUGGUCCUCGGAGCUGCUAUAUUAUAUUUUUCAAAAACUAGAAAACUGAUACAAAAUGAACAUGAAAUGGAAAUAAUUCAUAAUGAACAAUCUCCUGAUGAAGACUAGAUACAUUUUAACCACAUGAGAUAAUAAAAAUAUUUCUAUUCGAUAAGAUAUGAGUUUAAUUGGACUUAUUAUAUAUUAUAUUUUCAUUAGAAUGCGAAUCGGUCUGCAUAUGGGUAAAUAAAUUAGUGCAUAAACUAUUUACCCCGCUGAUGACAACUAAAUCUAGCCAUGCAACCAGUGUAGAUCAUGAUUUGUCCGCGCCGUGGGAUCAUGGUCAGCACAAUCCGUGGUAUGGAAAUAAUAAAUGAUGAGCAUGUUCAAACUUUUACUUUACAUAUAUUUACUGACCUUGAUAUUAAAUAUAUAGCAGAGAGUACAAAAGAAAGCGCCCUAUUUUCAGAUUUAUACAUUAUAAGUAAUAUAAACACUAGUAUUUAUCUGCAUUGCAUGAAACAGUUUUGUUGUAUUAUGUUAAUUUAAUUGUAUUUUCUUAUGUCUAAAAAUGUUUUUUGAAUAAAAAAAAAUU